GUUCUCGUACGCCGGCAUCCCACCGAUGCGUGACGUCGAGCACUCCAUUCAGCUUGUGCCUGACUAUCGUGUUCACCACCAGGCACCCUACAGACUCUCGAUUCCCGAGGCCACCGAACUCAAGCGUCAGCUUGAGGAGCUACUGAGACUGGGUUUCAUUAAACCCAGCAACUCCCCGUGGGGUGCACCCGUCCUCUUUGCUCGCAAAGCGGAUGGAACUCUUCGUCUCUGCAUCGACUAUCGUGGUCUCAACUGCUACACGGUUAAGAACAGCUACCCCAUACCUCGUUCCGAUGAGCUGUUCGACCGCCUAGCAGGCAACUGCUUCUUUACGAAGAUUGAUCUUCGUAGCGGUUACCAUCAGAUCCGCGUCGCUGUAGCCGACCAGCCAAAGACAGCGUUCCGAUCGUGCUUCGGCCACUACGAGUUUACGGUGAUGCCAUUCGGCCUCACCAAUGCACCCGCCACCUUCCAGAGGGCGAUGAACGACAUCUUCAGGGACAUCCUAGAGCAGUACGUUCUCGUCUACCUCGACGAUAUCCUGGUCUACAGUCGUACCCUUGAGGAGCACCUCAGACACCUCCGCGACGUCCUUGACCGCUUGCGCAGACAUGGCUUCUACGCCAAGCUGAGCAAGUGCCGCUUUGCCCAGCACAAAGUGGAUUUCUUAGGACACUACAUGUCUGACCAGGGUCUCCACUUGGACGACGCGAAGAUCACUGCUAUUGCGGAGUGGCCCGCCCUCACAUUCGCCAAGCAGCUUCGCAGCUUCCUAGGCCUGACCAGCUACUAUAGUAACUUCAUCCGGGGAUAUGCUAGGUAUUCCUACGUCCUUACCUCCACCCUCCUCCGGAAGAACCCACCCUGGGCUUGGACACCCCUCCACGAGGACGCCUUCCGCGCCCUCAAGAAGGCGGUGACAUGCGCACCGGUUCUUCACCUACCCGAUUUUGAUCGCCCUUUUAUCCUUACCACCGAUGCGUCAGACUUUGCUGUCGGAGCAGUGCUUUCUCAGGUCUUCCCCUCCUCUCCUGAUUCCUCUCAUCCUCGUAUCCCUCGCGUCCCACCACCUACCCCUACCACUGCUUCCCGACUGACGCCUACUCGUCCAGCUAYUGAYRAGCCYUCUAUUGACUAUUCUCCUACCAUCGCYGMGGACGACACUGUCGAGUCUCGCUCACGUGAUUGUCCGAUAGCCUUCUACUCCCGUCAGCUCCUGCCCGCCGAGAUAAACUACACUGCUGAUGAACGUGAGGUUCUCGCAGUAGUUUAUGCCGCUCGGCACUGGCGGCACUACUUGCACGGGGCACACUCACGGGUUGCUUCAGUGUCUGUGGAGGAUGAUGUGGAGGGUACGGCGGUUGGUAAUUCCUUGCCGCUGAGGGGUCAGCUGGGUGCAGCUCACCAGUCCCAGGUCAUGUGGCGGGCCGUUGCGAGCUCCAGCUCUUCCAAACACUUCUUGAGAACAGCCGCAGUGGCUCCCAGUAAAUGGUUUUGCUGUUUUCAAUUUUUGCCGCACUGUCAACAAGCAUGGACGGGUUUCGUGGCCCUGCUUUUCAUCCUCGGAUUGCUCUAUUGGCCGUUUUCUUUUCUGGGGGACCAAAGAGUUUUCGGUUUCAGACAAGGGUCAGCUGCAAGUGGUUUCACUGGUCCCUUCUUUGGGUAUUUUGCCAAUCCCGCCAGUCUCAGAACAAAAUCAGAUAGAGUUAGAGGGACGGAACGGCAAGAAGGCACCAAACAUUUUGAGACCCACUCUGAGUCUGAGAGUAUGGAGGCAAUGAAACAGAGGCGAAAGUUUGUGACACCUGCAGUAGUAGGAGGAGAAGGAGUGCGCGGAGGAAGAGUAGGAGGAGUAUUAGUAGUAGUAGGAGGAAGACGAGGAGGAGGAGGAGGAGGAGGAGGAGGAGGGGUGAGUUCUGUCGUUGGUGUUGAUUGGCCUGGUGUUCAAGGUGAUGUGAAUGUCUCUGCAACGUCAAAGCCUAUACGUGAUUCCAAGUCUGCUCUAAUGCGGAGGAUGGGUUUUGUACUUCACCCCAUGCAAAAUGCCCUGCUGGGGGAGCAGGACCGGGCCCAGGGUCAGUACAACAACAGGAGCACGAAUCGCGUACACAACAAUUCAGAAGUCUUUGGACAUGCGCCUUCUUUGGGAGGGAAGAGCCUGAGUGGGGGCCAUUCACAGUCCGGCAAUGCGAGUGCCAGUGGCCGCAAUGGACAACCAUUGGACUUCAGUGUGCGUGGCAAAGGCUCCAGGGCGAAGUUUCGCACAUGCGCGACUUUCGAAGAGAUGGGGAGAGCUACUGAGGGAAACACCCAAGCUGCAAACCUGCGCCCUGCAAUUCCUGUGGAAUCUGUGGAUUCAUCUUGUGGCAUGUUUCCGUCCAACAUUGUCACGAUAUCUACAGAUGCGAACUACUUGGGUCAUCCUGAGUCGGUGGAUGGGAGGAUAUUCUGGCCUUUCACUACGUACAUCGAGUACUCGGACGAUCUUUUCACAAUGCAAGAAGUGAAAGUGCUUUGGGCUCGACAUCGCUGUUCUACACGCUUUGGAAGACCUCUCCAGAUGCGAAUGGACCCGUACCGAUUACUGAACCUGACAACAGCCUUCUGUGAUGAUUGGACCAGCUGGAAUGUUCCCAUUAUCUGGUAUCAGGAUACGACAGAUGCAAACGGGAUCCAGCGACUGCUCAAGAAUCAGCACCCUAACAUGAGCCAGCGAGCGGCGGAGUUACUCGGUUCACCGUUUGAGCCAGACUCCCGUCCGAAUCUGUUCGGCGAACUCAUGAGAGCGCUCCUUCAACCUAGAAGAAGGGUGGAGGAGGCUGUUGACUGGACUCUUCAAGGGCGCGGUGACCCAGAUGCGACAAUGCAUUUUCGGAUGCAAGGGCACAGGCUUCUCGAAGUUCUUCAGGUGGCAACAUUGUGCGCAAAGUCGGCAUUGGAGGCAUCGGCAGUGAGUGAGGAGCCUGGAUUCAGCAAUGGUCAGUUUGGUGGCAAGGGUACUGAUGGAAGAGAUAGACACAGUGUGGCUAUGGAUGAGAAGGACCUACCAAAAGGGGAUGAAUCAGCAUUGGCAGCUCUGGCGAAAGAGUUGGAGUGGAAGUUAGGUC
Chara braunii is the source of this 3107-nucleotide messenger RNA. NCBI's taxonomy places the organism in Eukaryota, Viridiplantae, Streptophyta, Charophyceae, Charales, Characeae. The record is from the annotation of a GenBank genome assembly.